CUUUCCACCUCUAACUGUCAUCAAGUCUUUCUCACUCUUCUCUUCGCCCAUAAUGGAGAAUCGCAUUGCGUUUCUCAGAAAUUCCACAAUCCUUCGCUUUUCGUUUUGGGUAUUGUUUCUUAUUAGUUCUGUUUCUGCUCGUUUUGUGAUCGAGAAGGCCCAAAUCACCGUUCUGGGUCCUCAAGAGCUCAAAGCGAAGCACGAGACCGCUGUUUUUGCGAACUCCGGCAUUUUCGAAUAUGGAAUGGCCGUUAUUCAAUAUGUGGCUUAUCCUGAGAAUGGCACUUCAGGGUGCCAACCCUUUGAGGGCUAUAAUCCCUUCAAGCCUAUGCGAUAUUAUCGACCCAGCAUUCUUCUCCUUGAUGGUGGAGAGUGUCCUUUUUACUUGAAGGUAUGGCAUGCUCAAUUAGCAAGAGCGUCAGCAGUAUUAGUGAUUGAGCAGAGUGAUGAGCUUCUCUUAACUAUGGAUUUUCCUCCCAAGGAGAGCAAGGAAGUGGAUGAGUACAAGGACAAGAUUGAAAUUCCAUCAGCUCUAAUAAAAAAACCUCUUGUUGACCGGUUGAAGGAAGCUUUAAAAAACAAAGAUGGAUAUGUUUUAGUCGAAAUAAAAUGGAUAGAAUCAUUGCCUCAACCUGAUAGCAGAGUUCAGUGCGAGUUUUGGACAAACAUCAACGACGCAUGUGGAUAUCACUGUGAUGAACAGAUGAAUUUUGUGAAGACUUUUAAGGAUGAUGCUCAGAUUCUUGAGAGGGGUGGUUAUACUUUAUUCACUCCACACUAUACAACAGGGUUUUGUCCAAAGGCUUUUAUUGAAAGCGAUCAGUGUAAGUCUCAAUGCAUAAACAAUGGGAGAUAUUGUACACCAGAUCCUGAGGUGAAUUUUGGAGAGGGCUAUGAGGGAAAGGAUGUGGUGUUGGAGAAUUUGAGGCAGCUCUGUGUCCAUAGAGUUGCCAAAGAGAGCAACCGAUCGUGGGUCUGGUGGGAUUAUGUGACUGAUUUCCAUAUCAGUUGCUCUAUGAAGGAGAAGAGAUACAGUAAAGAUUGUGCUGAGGAUGUCGUGAAAUCAUUAGGUCUGCCUAUCGAGAAAAUAAAAGAAUGUACCGGUGAUCCUGAAGCUGAUGUGGUGAAUGAAAUACUAAACACAGAACAAAAUCUCCAGGUUGGGCAAGGAUCUCGUCAUGAUGUUACCUUCCUGCAUACUUUGUUUGUAAACAACGUGCAGUAUCAAGGAAAAUGGGAGAGAACUGCUGUCCUAAAGGCUAUAUGUUUUGGAUUUGAGGAGACUACUGAGCCUUCAAUCUGUUUGAGUGACGAUGUCCAGAUAAAUGAAUGCCUUGAAUGGAACGGAGGAUGCUGGCAGGACAUAAAUGCUAACAUAACUGCUUGCAAGCCAUAUCUGAACUUUUUAACAGGAUCUUUCAAGGGAAGACUUUGUCAGUGCCCCACUGUAGAUGAUAUUCCUUAUAAAGGCGAUGGCUUUACAUGUGAAGCUUCUGGACCUGCAAGGUGUUUAAUCAACAAUAAUGGAGGUUGUUGGUCAGAAACUAGAAAUGGCAUUACUUUCUCAGCUUGCACAGAAUCCAUAGACAUCGGCUGUGAAUGCCCAGUUGGCUUUUCUGGGGACGGAUUUAAAUGUGAAGAUGUUGAUGAAUGUAAGGAACAUAAUGUUUGUCGCUGUGAUGGCUGCACCUGUGAGAACACCUGGGGUAGUUAUGGAUGCAGUUGCAAGGGAAACCUUCUGUAUACAAGGGAGCAAAAUCUUUGUAUUGAAAAAAGUGGAUCAAUAUCUGGCCAGUUCCUUGUCUCUGUGUUCAUGACAGUUAUUUUAGGAGCUGGCAUUGCUGGUUACAUAUUCUACAAAUACAGGUUCCGGUCUUACGUGGACUCCAAGAUCAUGUGUGACAAAGCAAGCAAUUUGACUAGUAUAACAAUGAAGUUCGACCUGAAGCUCAACCUUUACGACAGAGCUCAGUAUAAGGGAUCAAAUUUGGAAGAAGGUACGUCGAGCAAGAGUAUCUUAGAAAAUAAGGAAGAAACUUGUAGUGCAAACUAAUAAAAAGAAGAAGAAAAGAAGAUCGUGGUUAAAAUUCUGGAGUUGAAGUCAUGAUUUGGACAAGGAACCCUAGAAACUUGAGGAUUUCUUUAUAAAUAGCAACAAAAGGACUUCCUUAGUAGAAUUUGUGUGAAGGGUUGUGACAGGCAUUUUGGAACCAUAUUUGGCUUUCUACACCAUUUUUCUCCUUUUUUCCCUCUUGUAUUUGAAUUCGGUGAGUUGUACAAGUAACAUUUGUAUGUUGUGCUUUUAGCUACGUGUGGCUAAUUUUUCUUUUUCUAGGAUUAGCUUGAACUCAUUCAUGAGUAUUCGGUAUUUCACUUCUCUUUCUUUAUGCUAUACAUAUAUGUGCAUGC
Prosopis cineraria is the source of this 2409-nucleotide messenger RNA. Its product is annotated as vacuolar-sorting receptor 7-like. The transcript is spliced from 13 exons. Gene Ontology annotation, molecular function: calcium ion binding. NCBI's taxonomy places the organism in Eukaryota, Viridiplantae, Streptophyta, Magnoliopsida, Fabales, Fabaceae. The record is from RefSeq and is a predicted model, not a curated record. Bases 53 to 2053 code for a protein of 666 amino acids.